CAAUAGUACGUCAGCCAAUUUUAAUGGCAGCUCUCACUAGAUGUUUCUUUCUUUUCUACAAAGUGUAUCCCAUUUUGUUUUGUUCAUGGAUUCUUCAAGUGGUAAGGUUCAUGCUAUUGGCUAGUAUUGUAUUUUGGAACUCGUGUAGAUACGCAAUCGCUUAUUACAAGUACAAAGAAAUGUUUAACAAGAAGAGUUGUAAAUUUGUGUUUAGAAGAAAGAAGCGUGUUGAGUCCAUCGGUCAAGGGUCACUUGAUUGUGCAAUAUGCUUAUCAGAAUUUGAGCAUGGAGAAAGGGGGAGAAAAUUGGAAACUUGCAAACACAUAUUCCAUGAAAACUGCUUGGAGAAAUGGCUAAUGCAGAAGGAUAUAAAAGCAAGUUGUCCACUUUGUAGGAGUGUGAUUAUAUCAGAGGAAAUAAAGGAAGAGUAUCGAAAACUAGAAGAUGAAGGAAAAAGGGAUCAUAGCUUUGAGAAAGAGCUAGCUCUUCUCUUGUUAUCUAUCUUGAACAGAGGAUAUUGCCAUUGUAGUUUUUCCCCUUUUUGAUGGGUAGCUUUUCUAGUUGAUGAAGCUCAAACUGUACAGACCACAUGUCAA
Messenger RNA from Solanum dulcamara, 596 nucleotides. Its product is annotated as E3 ubiquitin-protein ligase ATL9-like. The record is from RefSeq and is a predicted model, not a curated record. The transcript has a single exon. NCBI's taxonomy places the organism in Eukaryota, Viridiplantae, Streptophyta, Magnoliopsida, Solanales, Solanaceae. Bases 24 to 545 code for a protein of 173 amino acids.